AUGGAGUACGACGGGACGAACAAGCCGAUCCAACCAUUCGGCGUCGUCGUCGUCAGCAAACUUCAAAGGAAGCCCAAUAGUCCUUUGACAGCGUUCGGCAGGUCCGAAUCCAGUCGGAAUGGGGUCUUUUCAAGAAAAAUAGCUCUUUUCAAAGAAAAUACUUAUUCAGAGUGUUUGUUUUUCAGUUAUUGGAAGCCGGAGCCGUCGCCUUCGACGCAUGAGCCGCCCGUGCAACUCGAUCAUCUCCGGAAAGAGACCGUUUGUCGCAAAGAGAGGUUUCUAAUCAGAGAGAGUCGCAAAGAAGUUAUAUGUACAAUCGAUGAUCAGAAGACAGUGUUAUAUCAAGCACAUUCAAUAGACAGAUUCAUCUUUCGUUACUUUGAAAAACGUUCUCAUUGUUUUCAUGCCUUGUCAGAAUUUCAAUUUCUCUUGAUCCUUCAUGAAAAUCGCGCAAGAAAAGUUUUGCAGUCGAAGCGACCGAACUAAUAAAAUAAUAUUCGUUUAUUUGAUCUCGAAUGUUUUCUUUUGCAGUGGGAGCCUCGUAGACACUGUGGUGACUACGGUGGACGGCCAACAGUACGACACGAAACAGUUGGACGAAGACCCUGAAGUGGACACUAUUUCCGACUGGGCUUUCCCUAUUUUCCAUUUCUCUAAACGAUACCCCACCACAAUUCUUAGUAGGGUCAGUCUCUCAUGCAUCCCUUUAUUCCAGAUUUCCAAAAAAGCCACGAAAAUUAGCGUGGCUUGAAUAAACUGAGCGAGCUUUUUUGAUAGUACCAGAUCAAGUUUAGUUGUAAAUCCCCGCUGAAUUAUUAACUGUUUGAUAUUUUCUAAAAGCUCAAAGAUUUAUGACUUACGAGUUGAACCAAUCGAGUAAAACAAUGAAAUUUGCAGUUAACGUAUACAGUAUUUCGACAAGCCGAGCUUUUUCGGAUUUUCAAAGUGUCGCCCAUCAAGUUUUUCAACUUUUUCCACGCUCUCGAAACCGGUUAUUGGGAAAUUCCUUGUGAGUUAUCUUUUUCGUUCCGAUGAUGUUUUUAUAAAAAGAUAAUAUUACAGACCAUAAUCGAAUACAUGCGGCAGAUGUGCUCCACGGCGUUUUUUAUCUUUCUGUCCACCCCAUACGCGCUCAAAUCGGUUCGUUUUUUCUACAAUUUUUCAGUUUCACUAUGCGUUUAUGAAAGUUAGCUUGACCAGAAAUGGGCUUUCCAGGAUAAACGGUGUUUUCAGGCCCCCCUCCUUCUCCGGAUUCUCUGCUGCCGCCUCCGGUCGCUCAGGCACAGCCCAUCAUGAACGCCAUGAGCACGCUCGAAGUCAGUUUUUCCUCAUCUUUUGAAAAAGUGGAUCCUCAGCUGAGAUGUUCAUGAUUUCUGUUUAUGAAAUGUUCAGCUUUUCUCAAAAAAUGGAACUGAAGGCUAGAAAGAGCUCAGUUUUAACAAAAAUUAUCCAAAAAUUUCAAUGUUACUGUGAUUGGCUUGCGGCACACAUCUUCAUUACCAAAAGGUGUGAACCUCUGAUUUAGAACGAAUUUUAUGGAUUUUAUUUUUAUUUAUUUUCGCGAGAAAUGAGAUCAGCAAGUUUCGAGAAAGAAGCGAUCAGACUUCUUUGAAGAGAGAAGGACAAGAAAUCUUCCAAGUUUUCAGUUGAUGGCACUGUACACGGCGGCGGCGAUGCACGACUACGACCAUCCAGGCCGGACCAACGCCUUCCUCGUCGCCGCUGAAGAUAAAAAAGUACCGGUUCCACUUUCUCAAACUCUUAUUUGAAAUCAGAAAACAAUCGUUCUUCUUUAGUUUUAUAAUUUAUUUCAUUCUUCGUGCUUCUAGGCGAUACUCUACAAUGACCGGAGUGUACUGGAGAAUCACCAUGCGGCCGAAUCCUGGCGUCUUUUGUGCCAAACCGACAACUGCUUCAUCGAGAACCUCGACGCCGCCGAAACCAAAAGGUAAACUCAACAAAAAAGCAUCAGAAGACAUUUUACCCCUUUCAGGUUUCGAUAUUUGGUGCUCGAGUAUAUCUUGGCGACGGACCUCAAGCAACAUUUUGAGAUCAUCAUGACGUUCAAUGAAAAGGUAAUAUUUAAAUGAUUUAGAAGAAAUUUUUUUAAAAAAAUUAGUUUUCGAAUAUUUUCAUUACUUUCCAAGAUUCCGACUCUAUGAAUGUAAAAAAAUUUCAGCUCCCUAGCGAUAAUUAAUUUUCUUAUUAAAAAUUUUUUUGCUUGGAACCGAUUUUUGUCAUGGGGGAGAUUCUCACCAAGAAGUUUAAUUGCGGAUCUCAGAACACACAUCGUUCUGCUUUCUAAUUCAAAUCAUGAAUGUCCUCAUCAUUCAACUCGGUUUCUAUCAUUAACUUUCUAGCGGUGAAUCAAAUACUGUCCAGAUCUUUUUGAAAUGCACGUAUUCAGACAAACGACAUGGACCUCGGAAGCGAGUCGGAUCGACUGCUUUUGGCCAAGUUGAUCAUCAAAAUGGCCGACAUCAACAGUCCCACAAAGCCCUACAACCUGCAUCGGCAGUGGACCGACCGCAUCUGCGAAGAGUUCUACGAGCAGGUUUGUUUCUCCGGGGCUUUCCUUCUGAAUUCCGAUCUGAAGGGCGACGAGGAGCGGCGGCGCGGAAUGACCAUCACUCCGUACAUGGACAGAGCCGAUGCGCAGGUCGCGAAACUCCAGGAUUCCUUCAUCGCCCACGUCGUCAGUCCCCUCGCCGUCGCCAUGAACGAGGUAGCCGAGCAGACUGCGCACAAAAAAAGAGGAAAACAGUUCCUCACAAGGAAGUUUUCCAGCUUUUCGUAGAAAAUUCAAUUAUUUUCUUUUUCCUCCUUUUCGCUUCUUUCAUGUUUUUCGAAGUAUUUCACUUUCAGGCUGGUUUGUUGCCCGUACUGCCUGGACUCGUGGAACCGGAGAUGAUGAUGAACCUGAAACACAACCAUCAGAAGUGGCUCCACGAGAUCGACUCCAUGUGUCCGACCAACAACGGUUUUUAUAAUGAUCCUUAUUCUCUUAAUUGUAAAAAAAUUUCGUCCUCAAUGACGCGUAGUAAUAGAUUUAAAUUAAAAAUUUAUAUUUUUUUAUUUCGGUAGCUUUUUUUGUGGGUUAGGUUGAGCCAUUGUUGUGCCCAAGAAAUUAUUUUAUGGGAUGUGAGUUAAUCAGAAAGUUUCAGUUCUCCCGUCAAAUAUAGCGAAAUAGUCUGCGAAGAUCACUUAGGACCAGUAGCUAGCUAAGAUUGAAGGAUAUUUUUGGGGCGCGGUCAUUUGACUUUCGAAGUUUAUGAAAAAUGCUGGUUUUGCAGGUACGAUGGGCAACGGGGUGAUCGAAGAGGAGAGUACGGCGAGCGAGAGUCCAGAUCUGCGGAAAGACUCGCCGUCGCUCGAUUCUGACGGCGAAGUGAGUAGUGGCUUGCCGUUGCGCUUCCGCUUUGCUUGACCUCACUUUCCAUCGCAUGAAUCUUUUUCCAGGCUCUUUCCGGGAAUCCCUGA
This is a messenger RNA of Caenorhabditis auriculariae, 3480 nucleotides long. Lineage: Eukaryota; Metazoa; Nematoda; Chromadorea; Rhabditida; Rhabditidae. The record is from the annotation of a GenBank genome assembly.